AUGGAGAAGCCAGCGCUAGAAUCAGAGGUCGACAACAUCCUGCUUCAUCAAUCUUCGCUGCCGGAGCCAGACGUUGCGACCGUCGCGUGCGACUAUGAUGAGCCCAAGUUCGACGUGUCUUCCCUCGACCAGUCGACAGAGCAGCAGACGCAACUGAGGGCCGAUCCCGAAGCUCCCUCAGCACCCGACCAAGACUCCCAGCAGCGCAAUGUGGAUGAUCUUCAACUCGUCGCCCAGCUCGGCACCAGCCUCGCGCCAAUGAUACAGACCAUAGCGGCUGAUGAGAGUGGGGUGACUGGCUUGGAUGUGCCGCAAUCAAGGGACGACUUUGAGCCGCAAACCCACGUUGAACCUGGGGACGGCGUCGAGGAAGGUGUAGCGCCCAGGGAGGAGUCCAUAGUCCCGCCUGAGGCACCGGCCCCGGACCCGGAAGUUCCGGAAGCUCCUCCAGAAGAGCCCCAGCAGCCUUUGCUGGGGCCUCAGCAACAAGCUGCCGCAGCUCUCGAGGAGCUGGCGGAAAACCAUGCCCCGCAGCAUCAGCAUAUCCAAAACGGUGACAGCUCUGACCAAGUGCAUGAUCCGCACGCGCCAACAGAGGGUCAAGAUGUCCAGAUGGAAGAUGCUAAUACCCUCAACGAGCAAGGGAACUUGCACGAGCAUGUUCUUCCCAUGACUCCCCACCAACAUGAAGGUCCACCACAUCAGAUGCCCGCUCAUCCGCAUCAGGGGCUCCCAAUGGAUAAUCAUCACGAGCACCAUAUGAAUGGUCAGAUGAACCAACAACAGAUUAUGGCGCAACCCCAUCCGCACCAGCCACAUAUCCAAUCCCCAAUGCACCCUCCGUACGUCGACGGGCCUCAGCAGUCUCAAAUGCAUAUGCCGGCGCAAAUGCAGAUGUAUGCUGGUUCUCCGGACAAUGGCGUGCCGCCGAGGAAGCGCUCGAAAGUGUCAAGAGCAUGUGACGAAUGUCGUCGCAAAAAGGUCAAAUGUGAUGCAAUAUCGGAGACUGGCGAGACUGCAUGUUCGAAUUGUCGCCGGUCUCAGAUACGCUGUGACUUUAGCCGCAUUCCUCAGAAGCGAGGUCCAAGUAAGGGCUAUAUCAAAGAGCUGGCCGACAGGAUCAACUCUAUCGAAGGCAAGCUGGGGAAUCAAGGUUUGACAGCGAGCGAUAUUUUGGACUUUGCAGGCGGACAAAGACGAGAAUCUUCGGAACAUCAAUCCCCGUCAGCACCACUCAACGACAACUCAAAACGCCCCUUUUCCAGCAUAUCUACAGAUCCAUUCUCCACUCCAGUGCCAAACAAGGCCCCUGCCGCCACCACCUGGUCCUCCGAGCCCAGGCCUCUCCAGCCGUAUCCGCCGCCAACUACUACUGCAGAAGGCCAAGGACAAAAGUAUGCCUACUCGGCUAACAGGCUUGCGCCACCCCUGGCCCCAGCUCCGCCGCCGCCCGAGCCUCCCCUCUUGGCGCCGGGUCCUCUACCCGUGUCGGCGUCAACGGGUUCCGAUGGGAUCCCGGCGGCGAUCCAGCAGCCAGAAAAGCUGAGUGUCCGCGAGAUCGACGAUAAUGUCUUUCACGGCAGAUACCUUACCAUUGUCCACCCAACAUUUCCUUUUCUUGCCAGCGUCAAGACGGUGGUGCAGUCUACGCUGGCAAGAUGUCCGCCCUUGCUCCGUGAAGCUUUUCUGGAGGCUAUCACAUCCACAAUGCAAUCAUUCAAUGCAAUGCCAGAGGGUGUCGCCGCGGGUGAUGCGCGUCGAGCGGCCAGGUUGCUAGUUCAGUGGAAGAUGGAAAGUGCCCACGACACGCUCGGUGAUGAAGAUCGGUACACGGCCAAACUGGUGCAUCUUCAGGUCUUGCUUCUUCUAGCGAUCGAGGCUGAGAACCACGGGGUGGCCGCCUUGGAUGGUCAGCACGGUGGUUCAUCCCAGGCGGCCUUCCUUGCGCAUGCGGUAGCAGUAUCAUACGACAUGGGUCUACGAACCGCACAGAUGGACGACUUUUCACAACCAGACCCGGACCCAGAGUCACAUUACAUGGUUUCGCUGCGUGCUUGGUGGAGCCUAGUCGCUCUGGACCGGUUCAACGCAGCUGGUACUGCGAGGCCGUUGCUGAUUCCGCAGAACUGCAUCCAUGCCACAUGCGCCCUCAAGAUCUUGCUUGGUGACGCUGGGUUUUACUUUAUCGGCCUAUGUCACAUACUGGGGAACUAUGUCGAAACCUUCAUCUCCUCGCCAAGCGGACUUAAUUCAGCCGUGUCCUAUAGUGAUGCGCCACCAAUCAACGCCUCGGCCGUCUCGCUUGGCAUGGACAUGUGGAAGUUGAACUUCCCCGCCUCUAUAAUAACGCCGAAAUCACACCCUGUUCUGCACUUUGCGUACUGGCACUGCCGCCUGAUUACCUGCCUGCUCACGCCGUCUUCUACAUCGACGGAGCUUCUGUGGGCAGCAACGGGCCUAGUACAACAGCUGUGUUCCAAUCACCUCGCCCUCAGUCCACUGAACCAUCACGUCAACGGUCUCGCUGGCCUCUGCCUUGCGGAGCUUAGCCGCGUAUCCCAGACGAGGGAAGACGCCAUCGAACUGAUAGCAACCGAUCUCAUGGCGGGCAGCAUGGCCCCUUCAACGUGGGACAACAUGAUACGCGCCAAGGUGUCAUCCAUGGGAGACACCGUCGGCAACCAGGAUUCGGUCACACAAGCAGGAGACGGGACUGCGGCGGCGCCGACAACUGCCGCAGGGGCUACCGCCAGUCAAGGACUUAAACACCUGGCCGACCUGGCAGCCGCCAGCACCGAUCUGGCUGAGGCCAACAACACCGGCGCCGGCGGUGAGCCGGAUUCGAACGCGCGGGACGAGGCACUCCUGCACCUGAUGAGGAGGCUACAGGGAGCUAGAAACUACGAAGACCUUGGGUUCGAUCCGCGCCCGAUGCUGCGCAAGGGGUAUCUCUAUGCCUUGCAGGUAUAG
Pyricularia pennisetigena is the source of this 2970-nucleotide messenger RNA. RefSeq lists its product as uncharacterized. Gene Ontology annotation, cellular component: nucleus. Gene Ontology annotation, molecular function: DNA-binding transcription factor activity, RNA polymerase II-specific; zinc ion binding. NCBI's taxonomy places the organism in Eukaryota, Fungi, Ascomycota, Sordariomycetes, Magnaporthales, Pyriculariaceae. The coding region runs from base 1 to 2970 and encodes 989 amino acids. The record is from RefSeq and is a predicted model, not a curated record. The transcript has 4 exons.